GUAUUUUUUGUUUAUGGUUUUUUGUUUAUUAUUUUAUUGACGAUGGAAAGCUUUGGUAAAUCCGAAGAUUUAUUACUCUGCAAUGUUAAUAAAAUAUGUCGAACCUGUUGCAAAACAAAGUCGGAAUCACUUCAUCAGAUAUUCAAUUCGGAAAUAAUUAUAGUAGACGAACACAUUUGUACAUCAAAAGUUUUAGUUGCUGUUUCUACGCUCCAAAUACAACCUGACGAUAAUCUCCCUAAAGGAAUGUGCUAUCCAUGUCUGGAAAGCUUAAAAAAAGCAUAUGCUUUUCAAAAAAUGUGUAAACUCUCAGAAACGUCUAUGCGAAGUUUAAUUUUUUCUAAUGACAUCCAAUUAAAUUGCAAACAUAAUGAAAUAUUUAGGAAACAAAUUGUUAAUGAGAAUGACGAACCCGUUACCCUUACAAUAGACUACUUCGAUCCAUCUAUUUCAAACCAAACCAAAAUUAAAGAAACAAAUAUUUUAAAAAAUCAAAAGGAGUGUGAUGGCUAUAAGGCGCAAGAAACUGAGGAACACAAACAGUGUAUAAAGAAAGAAGAAAUUGAAGACAACACGCUACCAGAACGUGAAACAGUUUAUCCCGAGUGUUCGGAUUCUGACAACAAUGAAGAGAAUUUAAUAGUAAAAAACGAGACUUCGAUAAUAGAUCCGGAAAUAGAAAGGCCGAAUCCUCGUAAUAAAAGAAAUGGUUGCUUCACUUGCGAAGAUUGUGGAAAAUCUUUCGAUCGUCAGCAUCGGCUGCGUCGUCAUUCAAGUGUUCACAAUAAAGAAGGUCGCCCAUUCGAAUGCGAACACUGCAAAAGAAGAUUCGCUCAGGAAGGGCAUUUGAAGCGUCAUGCUAUAAUCCACGAUAAAAUCUUUUUGGAACAUACAGAACCACAUAAAAAUAUAAAUGGACACCAGUGUCCUGAGUGCCCAAGAAAAUUCCUUAAACAAGUAUCAUUAGCUUCUCAUAUGAAAACUCAUCGCAAGGAAGUCGGUGUUUGCCAACGUUACCAAUGUGAUGAAUGUUCUAAGGUGUUUGAGGAACAACGUCGCCUUAAUAGACACAAAAAACUACACCGCGGGAACCGCAAAUACGUAUGUAAAACUUGUGGACAAACAUUCGGUUUUAAAUCGCAUUUAAUUGACCACCUUGGUAAACACAGCGGAAUUAAACCGCAUAUUUGCCGUUACUGUGGAAAAUCAUUUCAACAAAUAGGCACAUUGAACGACCACUUACGGACACACACUGGCGAGCAACCUUUUUUAUGUUCCGAGUGCGGAAAAGCAUUUAAAAGUGCAAGUAAUUUGAGACAGCAUGAGAUGCGACACAAAGAUGUUAAGCCCUUCCAAUGCCCAGAAUGUCCAAGUAGGUUUCCAUUAAAAAGCGACCUUUCCAAACAUAUGAAUACCCAUGGCAAUGAGAAACCAUAUAGUUGUGACAUUUGUAGCUCAAGAUUUACAAAACAAUCAUCCGUAAAAAAACAUAAAUUAAUACACACUGGUGAGAAACCAUAUCCGUGUGAAUGCUGUGAAAUGAGAUUUAUUUCUUCUAACCACAUGAAACGCCAUAUGCGAACACAUACCGGAGAGAAACCAUACGCUUGUAAAUAUUGCGAAAGAAAAUUUGCUCAAUCAAAUGAUAUGAUAAAACACCUUCGAUCGCAUAUAGGGGAGAACGUCUAUAAAUGCGAAGAGUGUGAUCAAUCUUUCAGGUUGAACACAGAAUUAAAAAAACAUAUCGCUGAGCAUUAUCAAGCUAAUAAAAGUAACUAAUUUUCUCAUUUUGUA
Molecule: messenger RNA, 1794 nt
Organism: Episyrphus balteatus (marmalade hoverfly)
Lineage: Eukaryota; Metazoa; Arthropoda; Insecta; Diptera; Syrphidae
Product: gastrula zinc finger protein XlCGF57.1-like
Exons: 5
Coding region: 43-1779 (578 amino acids)
Biological process (GO): regulation of transcription by RNA polymerase II
Cellular component (GO): nucleus
Molecular function (GO): RNA polymerase II cis-regulatory region sequence-specific DNA binding; zinc ion binding; DNA-binding transcription factor activity
Source: RefSeq, a predicted model, not a curated record